AUGGCUCCAAUGUACAUCCUUGCAAGAGAUAACACUCCUAUGAAGACUGAAGUGGCGAUGAAGUUGCGAUUGGUUCGCACCUAUGAUAUUUAUCAAAGUAGAGAUAGUGAUGUUAUAAAAUGCAGAGAAUGCAUGUUUCACAAUGAACAGGGAGAAUAUGUUCACUUCCAUAUCCCAAAGGAUCAUCUUUGUAGUCCUAAUACUUUUGUCGAUGGAAAAGUCUACUGUAUAAAAAAUUUUGUGCCCGUAACUUAUUUCUGUACCUAUAAAACAAGCAUUCAUCCUUACAUGCUUAAAUUCUAUCAUAAGACUCUGGUGAAAGAGUACAAGGGUACAGACUACCCUAGAUUGUUAAAAUCUUUUGCAUCAUUGAAGUCCCUUGAAGGAAUUGAUCCAAAGCACCUAUUUGAUGUCAUUGGUCGUGUCGUGGAAAUUUACUCACCGUUGGAUGUAACGAUAGCAGGGAGGCCUUUGCGUCUAAUUGAUUUUCUAAUUGAGGACUCAAAUGGUAAUCAAAUGAGAUGUACUAUGUGGGACCAACAUGUUGACAAAGUGUUGCCUUAUUGGAACUCAGAUGAGCAUUACAUCCACUCGAGCUUUAGCAAUGGAACACUAGCAAACUCAUGUUAUAGUACUGGGAAGAUGGUUUUGAGUAGUAUUUCUGAUAUCUAUGAACGGAGAGAGUUCGGAGAGUACUGGGUGGCCUGUAAAAUUAAUUGUAUUGAUUCUAGCAUAUAUGAUUGGUACUAUGUCUCUUGCAAGUCUCAAGGAUGUUUCAAAAAAUUGGAUUUCAAAUAUGGAAUGUAUUUUUGCAUAAAAUGUGGUAGAAUUUUGAAUGGGGCUGUUUUAAGAUAUAAGGUCAGAAUUCGUGUCGUUGAUGUUAAUGUCGAUUAUGCUGAUUUUGAUGACCCUAUUGAUUCAUGUGUACAUUGUGGUGCGGUGUUUUGGGGCGAUAAUGAUCAAAAGUCAUUGCACUUGGAGGUGGUCGAUGACAUUAAACAAGUUCUGGACGAACACAAUGUAUUGGUUAAAUCAUUUUGA
Molecule: messenger RNA, 1041 nt
Organism: Ipomoea nil (Japanese morning glory)
Lineage: Eukaryota; Viridiplantae; Streptophyta; Magnoliopsida; Solanales; Convolvulaceae
Exons: 8
Coding region: 1-1041 (346 amino acids)
Source: RefSeq, a predicted model, not a curated record